AUGCUAAGAAAGAAAACUCAAAAGGAAUUGAUUCAUUUAUCUCGUCAAUUAGUUCAACCAUUAUUACCAAAUUUUUAUAAAGGACAAGCUGGUAAAAUUUGUAUAAUUGGAGGAAAUGAAGAUUAUACGGGAGCACCAUUUUUUUCAGCUCAUUCGGCAGCUUUAGUAGGAGCCGAUUUAAGUCAUAUAAUAUGUGAAAAACAAGCUGCCCCUAUAAUAAAAACUUAUUCUCCCGAUUUAAUGGUACAUCCUUACUUGAUUGAUUUGGAAAAUCCCAUUUUAAAUUUAAACGAUGACGAAUUGAAUAAAUUGAAAAGUUUAUCAAUUGAAGAGAUAUUGGAGAAUAAUAAUAGUGUUUUAACUAAAAUUAUCGAUGAUUUGAUUUUACCAAAGGUUCAAGGUUUAUUAAAUAAAAUGGAUAUAAUAGUUGUAGGACCAGGUUUUGGUAGAGAUCCAUUGAUGUUAAAAUCAUUGGUUCGUAUACUUGAAGAGAUUAAAGUUUUGAAUAAACCAGUUAUAUUGGAUGCUGAUGCAUUAUACCUAUUAUCCAUACAACCUAAAAUUAUAUUAAACUAUAAAAAGGCAAUUAUAACUCCAAACAUAGUUGAGUUUCAAAGAAUAGCCAAAAAGCUAGAUAUUCCAGUUGACAUCUCUAAGGAUUACUCACAAGAAGUAUUAAUUGACCAAAUGCAAGAAGUGUCCAAAAAGUUGGGAGAUAUUAUAAUUUUCAGAAAGGGAGAACAUGAUGUAAUAGGUAACUCCAAGUCAGUGGUGAUAAAUUCAUAUCCUGGCUCAAAUAAAAGAGUUGGAGGACAAGGAGAUACAUUAACAGGAGCAACAGCAACUCUAAUAAAUUGGUCAAACAAUUAUCUUGAUAAAUUAUGGGAUAAUAAAGUUGAGCUAGAUGAGAUUGAUGCUCAUUUACUAGCUUGUUUUGCUGCUAGUUCAUUAGUCAGAUCUGCUAGUGCUAAAGCUUUCAAAAAAUAUGGAAGGUCUAUGCAAACUUCAAAUAUUCAUGAAUUUUUACAUGAUGCGUUUUUAGAAUUAUUUGAUGAUAGUAUAUUUAGAUUGAGUAAUAUAUGA
Lodderomyces pseudojiufengensis is the source of this 1083-nucleotide messenger RNA. RefSeq names its product NADHX dehydratase. The transcript has a single exon. Gene Ontology annotation, biological process: metabolite repair. The coding region runs from base 1 to 1083 and encodes 360 amino acids. NCBI's taxonomy places the organism in Eukaryota, Fungi, Ascomycota, Pichiomycetes, Serinales, Debaryomycetaceae. The record is from RefSeq and is a predicted model, not a curated record. Gene Ontology annotation, molecular function: ATP-dependent NAD(P)H-hydrate dehydratase activity.